Molecule: messenger RNA, 2964 nt
Organism: Nycticebus coucang (slow loris)
Lineage: Eukaryota; Metazoa; Chordata; Mammalia; Primates; Lorisidae
Gene: DMTF1
Product: cyclin D binding myb like transcription factor 1
Exons: 19
Coding region: 655-2937 (760 amino acids)
Biological process (GO): regulation of transcription by RNA polymerase II
Cellular component (GO): nucleus
Molecular function (GO): DNA-binding transcription factor activity, RNA polymerase II-specific; RNA polymerase II cis-regulatory region sequence-specific DNA binding
Source: RefSeq, a predicted model, not a curated record
GUGCGAUGGAACCUUCAGGUCCCAACCGCCGCCAGGGCCGCUCCGCCCAGUGGAGCCUGUCCGGCCCCCUAGCUGCCCGCUAGAUCCCGCCGGCUGGCGCAAGCUGCCAGCGCUUGGGCACCGCGGGCGGGGUCGGAGCCGGGCUUCCCUGACGCUGAAGCUGCAGUCCCCGCACGUUCAGUCCAGGGCCUCCCUCUCGGGGCCGGGCGGCGGCGGUGGCUCAGGCUGCAGAGCAGGGGACCGAACGGCCGCCGAGGCACAGCCGCGAUCCGGCGGGGGCGGAAAAUGGCGGCGGCUUCGGAGGAGCUAAAUGGCGCCGGGACCCCUGGGGGGGUGGGGUGAGCCGGAGCCUAAGUAGAGAAUUGGCCUGGGGAGUGGGGACAAUUGAUAGACUCACCCCAAAAUAUGCUUUUUGGAACUGAUAUAGAUCCUGCAUAUUCUGCGUGAAAUCUCUAUUUGAUUGCAGUUGAGCUAGAUGUUGGAGCCAAAAUGCUAUUGCCCUGUCUUCAUCAACAUUUAAUCAACUGUUGCAGAGAUAGGAACAUGGGGGAGAAACAAUCUGGAUAACAUGAAAGUAAUGCUGGUGGCCAAGGGAAGGCGACGUGAUUCUGUGGGAAGGGCUGUAGCUUAUCCAUCUGUUGUCUAGAUUUGAGUAUGAGCACAGUUGAAGAGGAUUCUGACACAGUAACAGUAGAAACUGUGAACUCUGUGACUUUGACUCAGGACACAGAAGGGAACCUUAUUCUUCAUUGCCCUCAGAAUGAAGUAGAUGAAAUAGACUCAGAAGAUAGUACUGAACCUCCACAUAAAAGGCUUUGUCUGUCCUCUGAGGAUGAUCAGAGUAUUGAUGAUUCUACUCCUUGCAUAUCAGUUGUUGCACUUCCACUUUCAGAAAAUGAUCCGAGCUUUGAGGUGACCAUGACCGCAACCACAGAGGUGGCAGAUGAUGAGAUUACUGAGGGGACUGUGACACAGAUCCAGAUUUUGCAGAAUGAACAGCUAGGUGAAAUGUCUCCCUUGGGUAAUGAGGAAGUUUCAGCAGUUAGCCAAGCAUGGUUUACAACUAAAGAAGAUAAGGAUUCUCUGACCAACAAAGGACAUAAAUGGAAGCAGGGGAUGUGGUCCAAAGAGGAAAUCGAUAUUUUGAUGAACAAUAUUGAACGCUAUCUGAAGGCACGCGGAAUAAAAGAUGCUACAGAAAUCAUCUUUGAGAUGUCAAAAGACGAAAGAAAAGAUUUCUACAGGACUAUAGCAUGGGGUCUGAACCGGCCUUUGUUUGCAGUUUAUAGAAGAGUGCUUCGCAUGUAUGAUGACAGAAACCAUGUGGGAAAAUAUACCCCUGAAGAAAUUGAGAAGCUCAAGGAGCUCCGGAUAAAGCAUGGCAAUGACUGGGCAACAAUAGGGGCGGCGCUAGGAAGAAGUGCAUCUUCCGUCAAAGAUCGGUGCCGACUGAUGAAGGAUACUUGCAACACAGGGAAAUGGACAGAAGAAGAAGAAAAGAGACUUGCAGAAGUGGUUCAUGAAUUGACAAGCACUGAGCCAGGUGACAUAGUCACACAGGGUGUGUCUUGGGCAGCAGUGGCAGAACGAGUGGGUACCCGCUCAGAAAAGCAGUGUCGUUCUAAGUGGCUCAACUACCUGAACUGGAAACAGAGUGGGGGGACUGAGUGGACCAAGGAAGAUGAAAUCAAUCUCAUCCUCAGGAUAGCAGAGCUUGAUGUAGCUGAUGAAAAUGACAUAAACUGGGAUCUGUUAGCUGAGGGAUGGAGCAGUGUCCGUUCACCACAAUGGCUUCGCAGUAAAUGGUGGACUAUCAAAAGGCAAAUUGCAAACCAUAAGGAUGUUUCAUUCUCUGUCUUAAUAAAAGGUCUUAAACAGUUACAUGAAAACCAAAAAAAUAACCCAACGUUUUUGGAGAAUAAAUCAGGAUCUGGAGUUCCAAACAGUAAUUCCAAUUCCGGUGUACAACAUGUUCAGAUAAGAGUUGCCCGCUUGGAAGAUAAUACAGCCAUCUCUCCUAGCCCCAUGACAGCAUUGCAGAUUCCAGUCCAGAUCACCCAUGUCUCUUCAACAGACUCCCCUGCUGCUGCUGUUGACUCAGAAACAAUAACACUAAACAGUGGAACACUACAGACAUUUGAGAUUCUUCCAUCUUUCCAUUUACAGCCCACUGGUACUCCAGGCACCUAUCUACUUCAAACAAGCUCAAGCCAAGGCCUUCCCCUAACUCUGACUGCUAGUCCCACAGUAACCCUGACAGCCGCUGCUCCUGCUUCUCCUGAACAGAUCAUUGUUCAUGCUUUAUCCCCAGAACACUUAUUGAACACAAGUGACAAUUUAACAGUGCAGUGUCACACACCAAGAGUCAUCAUUCAGACUGUUGCCACAGAGGACAUCACUUCUUCCAUAUCCCAAGCAGAACUGACAGUAGAUGGUGAUAUUCAAUCAUCUGAUUUUCCUCAGCCUCCAGAUGCUCUAGAAGCAGAUACUUUCCCAGAUGAAAUUCAUCACCCUAAGAUGACUGUGGAACCAUCAUUUAAUGAUGCUCAUGUAUCCAAAUUCAGUGACCAAAAUAGCACAGAACUGAUAAAUAAUGUCAGAACAGAAGAAGAAAUCUCUGACACGGACCUUAAACAAGAGGAGGAAUCACCCUCUGAUUUAGCCAGUGCUUAUGUUACUGAGGAUUUAGAAUCUCCUACUAUAGAAGAACAAGUUGAUGAAACAAUUGAUGAUGAAACAAUACUUAUUGUUCCUUCACCACAUGGCUUUAUUCAGGCAUCUGAUGUUAUUGAUACUGAAUCUGUCUUGCCUUUGACAACACUAACAGAUCCCAUACUCCAACAUCAUCAGGAAGAAUCAAAUAUCAUUGGAUCAUCUUUGGGCAGUCCUGUUUCAGAAGACUCAAAGGAUGUUGAGGAUUUGGUAAACUGUCAUUAGGUAAUUCUUAGAAACAGGCAGUUCAAG